Messenger RNA from Thalassophryne amazonica, 1369 nucleotides. It is a transcript of the gene traf7, whose product is annotated as TNF receptor-associated factor 7. The transcript is spliced from 13 exons. Gene Ontology annotation, cellular component: nucleolus. Lineage: Eukaryota; Metazoa; Chordata; Actinopteri; Batrachoidiformes; Batrachoididae. The annotation marks the transcript as partial. Gene Ontology annotation, biological process: Notch signaling pathway; ribosomal large subunit assembly. The record is from RefSeq and is a predicted model, not a curated record. Gene Ontology annotation, molecular function: protein binding.
UUUCUCUUAAAAACUGCUUUAAAUCACUGUUUUUAGUCUAAUAAUUGAAAUUGAUCAUUUAAUUGAAGUAAUUAAAAUGGUACCCGAUGUGUUUUUCCUCCUUUCUCAGCACACCUUUUGUCGACGAUGUGCCUUGACUUCAGAUAAGUGCCCAGUGGAUGCAGCUAAGCUCACAGUCGUGGUGAACAACAUCGCAGUAGCAGAGCAGAUCGGCGAACUGUUCAUCCACUGUAAAUAUGGCUGCAGAUCCACAGCAAGUGGUGCAGGUGAAGCCAGCGCCUCAAAUACAACAGUGGCUGGAAAACCUGGGCCGUUUGAAGUGGACCCGCUGGGCUGCCCAUUCACUAUAAAACUGUCCACACGGAAAGAACAUGAGGUCAGUUGUGACUACAGGCCUGUCCGGUGUCCCAACAACCCCUCCUGCCCCCCACUACUUACCAUGAACCUGGAAGCUCAUCUCAAAGAGUGUGAGCACAUCAAAUGUCCCCACUCCAAAUAUGGCUGCACGUUCAUCGGUAACCAGGAUACACAUGAAACCCAUCUGGAGGUGUGUAAGUUUGAGGGGCUGAAGGAGUUUCUGCAGCAGACUGAUGACAGGUUCCAUGAGAUGCAGUUAGCACUGUCCCAGAAAGACCAAGAUAUUGCUUUCCUGCGCUCAAUGUUGGGAAAACUCUCUGAGAAAUUGGAUCAGCUGGAGAAGAACCUGGAGCUGAAGUUUGAUGUGUUAGAUGAGAACCAGAGUAAACUAAGUGAGGACCUCAUGGAAUUUCGCCGCGAUGCAUCCAUGCUUAACGAUGAGUUGUCCCACAUCAACGCCAGGCUCAACAUGGGAAUCUUGGGCUCUUACGAUCCUCAGCAGAUCUUCAAAUGUAAAGGAACAUUUGUUGGCCACCAGGGUCCCGUAUGGUGUCUGUGUGUCUACUCCACUGGAGACCUGCUCUUUUCAGGAUCCUCAGACAAGACUAUAAAGGUCUGGGACACCUGCACCACCUACAAAUGUCAAAAAACGCUUGAAGGUCAUGAUGGCAUUGUCCUGGCAUUGUGUAUCCAGGGAAACAGGCUAUACAGCGGCUCUGCAGAUUGCACAAUCAUUGUGUGGGACAUACAGACUUUGCAGAAAGUUAAUACAAUCCGUGCCCAUGACAACCCUGUGUGCACGUUGGUUUCCUCCCACAACAUGUUGUUCAGCGGUUCCCUCAAGGCCAUAAAGGUAUGGGACAUUGUGGGCACUGAACUGAAGCUGAAGAAGGAGCUUACUGGUCUGAAUCACUGGGUUAGAGCACUGGUGGCCUCUCAGAACCACCUGUACAGCGGCUCAUACCAGACCAUAAAGAACUGGGACAUUUUCAGCUUCCAAGAAUUGUGUACA